AUGUGGCUCUCCGUGUUACUUUCUUCACUUCUCUUUACUGCAGGCACUGCCGCUUCCGACGCAGUUUGCGGAAACUGGGGUCCCAACCGCCCAUACUCGGAUUCUUGCGACCCCAAAUGCAACACCACAAUGGUUCAAGUGUUGGCGAAGCCUGGUCCCGGAACGAUCAGCAAAUAUUCCCAAAACGUUACAGCCGCCACUUGGAUAGAAUGUAUGAAGAUUUGCUUUGCUGAUGGGAAAUGUGCAACUGUGUAUUUCUUGGAGGCCACAAAGCAAUGCACAAAGUAUUGGAUGUCUGCGUUGACUUUCCUAAAUAGAACCGAAGAAUCCGAGGGGCAUCGAAUCGCGAUAAAGAUUCCAUUAAGUAAACGAUCAUGCUCAUUGACAACUGAACAGCUGUUGCAUAAUCAGUAUUAUAUGUAUUAUCCAUACGUGUUCACAUUCAUGAAACGAAUAUACAUUGGCAUUAGAACCUCUCCGAAAUACUACGCAAUUACGAGUUUCAAAGACGACUUAGAAACAUAUAUGCCUUAUGAUCUUUCAUGCCCAAAAUCCCAACUCACAUCCUGGGCUGAGCGUCGCGCAACUGAUAACUCGUCAGUUUGCUACUCACACAUCGUUGCGCCAGGUAUCACUCAACUGGAAGCUAAGGAGCUCUGCGAGCUUCAGGGAAUGAAGCUGCUCAUUGAAAGAUACGAGGGAAUGAUUCCAAUGCCCGAUACCCAACGGUUGUCACAAUCGGUGUUGCUUACAACGCCUUUUGAACCAGAUUUUGGUUUUGUCGGAAUAGAGGACGUUCGAACCUGGUUUGGUUUGGAGAGAGAUCCAGUUGAUAGGACGUGGAAGUGGAGUGAAACAUCGUUCAUUUAUAUGGGCUUUAGUGGGAAUCCUCCGAUGACAUGGGCACCAGGAGAGCCGAAAGAAGUCAACAAUUGCGCAUAUUUGCAAAGGAACGAUGCGACAGUGGCAAAAUGGCCUGGUUAUGCUUUCUUCUCUGCACCGUGCAACUCCACUGAUGUUGGUGGUUUUUCAUGCGGGUCAGUGACUCAAUCGGCAAGGGGAAUUCCAACUUGGAACUCGUUAGUUGCAGAGUACGGUCACAAUCAAACAUGUUGUGUACCUGACGCCGAAACGAGAAUCCAAUGGAGAGGCGUAAUGUGAUUAUUGAUUGUUUCACAUAAAUCUAUCCUUGAUGAAA
Molecule: messenger RNA, 1198 nt
Organism: Caenorhabditis elegans
Lineage: Eukaryota; Metazoa; Nematoda; Chromadorea; Rhabditida; Rhabditidae
Gene: clec-107
Product: C-type lectin domain-containing protein
Exons: 6
Coding region: 1-1161 (386 amino acids)
Molecular function (GO): carbohydrate binding
Source: RefSeq, marked reviewed